UCAGUCUUUUCCUGUUUGAGGUCAAAGUCCAGCAGUCAUCAUGGCCGACGAAUCAGACAUGCGCAAUGAACUUGCAGACCUGCAGACACGCGCUGACCAAGUAGCUGAUGAGUCUCUGGAGAGCACUCGGCGUAUGCUGUCGCUGGUCGAGGAGAGUAAAGAUGCCGGCAUCAGGACUCUGGUCAUGUUGGAUGAGCAGGGAGGUAAGUUAUUGAGAGAAAUCUCCAAACACUGUCUCUCUUCUUUCUAUUGCCUUCAAUCUGCUGCCAACUCCCUCUGGCAGACAUUCAAUAAUGAAAGAGCCUUCAGCGGCGUAACGUCCUGUGUAACGCUGCAGACACGUUUACGGUUCAUAAUGACCUUUAUGGUUUUAUAAUCACUAUAACAGUUUAUUUCUCUGAGCAGAUCUUUAAAAGUCGCUAAGAGCUAAUGUGGAUAAAAUGAUUAUAAUGGAUGUGACUUCUGCUUCGCCUCCCUAUAAAUACCCUGAUAUGCUUAUAGCUUUGUCAGACAGACGCAUAUAUACAGAGCUAAUGCUAUUAUAUUAUAGCUACAGGAUAUGAUACCUAGGGUGGACGACAAGUGCAAAUGCGUUACAUCGGCUCAAGAUAUUUCCAUGAGGAGAAACGCGCUUCAGUUUAAAAAAAGAAUGCAAAUAUAAAAACCCAGAUCUGCCAAAACGUGUGAAUUAUUUUACUCUCCUGUGAUCUGAUCGAGUCUUAAACACAAGGUCAAUGAUGUGAAUUCAAACAAAACAAAAGCACAACACAUCUGGUUAUGUUUAGAUAAUUAAACUACCGCGUCAGGUUGUUCAGUAAAGUAUCAUUUAUCACACAUUUACUGUGUUUGUUACGGUGAUAUUCAAACAAAUCAACGUUGAUCGCUAGAUUAGGAUUAGAAAUAUGUUUACGUCAAUAUCAAAGAGUGAUUUCCCUGGACACAUAAUCAACAAUGCAUUUUUCUUGCUUGACGACGUAAUCAUUAGGAGACCAGGCUGAUCAUAGAUGGACUUUUACUCGGUACAAAAGCACCAUGAUUUAUCUGCUCUCUGAGUCCUGGUGUCAGAGGUCAGAGGUCAGCUGGUGGUCAAUAUAUUUUACUGUUUGACGUCUUCUUCAGUCCUGCCCAAGCUAUAACUUCAUCCACUGUGAUAAUAAAAAGGUGUUUCUCCUAAUGGUUGUGAUGAAUGGGGUCAACGUUGCUUUAAAUUGGAUCAGUUUUGAGAAACAGGACCUCAAAUAGUGUCAGAUAAGAAAAAAAGGAAGACCA
Molecule: messenger RNA, 1269 nt
Organism: Gymnodraco acuticeps
Lineage: Eukaryota; Metazoa; Chordata; Actinopteri; Perciformes; Bathydraconidae
Product: synaptosomal-associated protein 25-A-like
Exons: 3
Coding region: 41-376 (111 amino acids)
Biological process (GO): synaptic vesicle priming; exocytosis; synaptic vesicle fusion to presynaptic active zone membrane
Cellular component (GO): plasma membrane; synaptobrevin 2-SNAP-25-syntaxin-1a-complexin I complex
Molecular function (GO): syntaxin-1 binding; SNAP receptor activity
Source: RefSeq, a predicted model, not a curated record